Molecule: messenger RNA, 1350 nt
Organism: Melospiza melodia melodia
Lineage: Eukaryota; Metazoa; Chordata; Aves; Passeriformes; Passerellidae
Gene: FAM187A
Product: family with sequence similarity 187 member A
Exons: 1
Coding region: 106-1350 (414 amino acids)
Source: RefSeq, a predicted model, not a curated record
UUUCAGAGAGGGUGACAGAGGCUGGGCUGUUCCAGGGCAGGAUGCUCCCAGCAGAUCCCUGCCUGGGCUCUGUGAGUUCUGCUGGGCCAGGGAGCACCUGCAGUGAUGGGGACGAGGCUGCUGGGAGCCACCAUUCUCCUGUCCCUGCUGGAUGUUCUCCAGGCCUUUGCCAUUGAGAAGAAAGGGGAUGUGUUCAAGAAGACGGCGUGUCCCGCCUUCCUGGUGUUCGAGAACGUCGCCUACCUGGCGGACAUGACCUUCGAGCUGCCCUGCAAGUGCAAACCCGAGGAGGCCUCCUCUGUGGUCUGGUACUUCCAGAAGAACCUGCACAGCCACGAAACCACGGUGCUGACGGACUUCAACGGCACCGUGAUCGUGGAUUCCAAGCAGGUGCGCGCGGGCAGCGACCUCCUGAAGCGCUUCAGCAUCCGCCUGUUCAGCCUGAUCGUGUUCCGAGCCCAGGUGAGGGACUCUGGCCAUUACCUGUGCGGCACCAAGGAAGGGCUUUUCUUCUACGGCUACGACGUGGACGUGCAGCCCACCAAGAAGAUCACCGUGGCUUUCCUGGACAAAGACCAGCACGUCCAAGAGGACCACAAGGAGAAGGAGUUCACGCUGUUCACCACCUUCUGGGACUGGACGCGCUGUGACCGCUGCGGGGUGCGGGGCGAGCAGCGGCGCAUCGGGCUGUGCUACGUGCAGAGCGCCCAGCUGAAACCCCGCUACCGCACGGCGCUGCCCAACGUCAGCUCCUGCGGCUCCAGGGCCGUCCCCAAACCCUUCGGGCGCCUCAUCCGCCUCCGCAGCCCCGAGGUGGCCGUCAGGAGCUGCCUGGCCCCUUGCCAGCAGAAGGAAGCCCCCGAGGAGGGCGUGCAGUCCAUCUCCAACGUGGUUUACAAGCUGGGUGAGAAACCAGAGCUGCCCCGUGUCCCCAUCCAGUACCACAACCAGCCCCCCAAAACUGACCUGGUGAUUUCGUGCCCGGGGGCGCGGCCGGAGCACGCCGUGGCCUGGGACAAGGGAUCCGUGCGGCUCUACCGUGCCCACUACCUGGUGGGGGUCAGGAAGCACAUGAGGCUCUUCAUCGACCACGGGAACCACCUGCACCUGCAGCGGCUGCGCAGGAGGGACAAAGCCACCUACUUCUGCUGGCGGGAGGGCGAGCUGGUGGCCGGCUUCCAGCUCACUGUCACCUUCGAGCCCCGGCGCCAGCGCAGCCCCAGCGACCCCGAGUCCAUCUUCGUCAUGAGGGCUGUGGGCAUCAGCUUCGCCGUCGUCGUCGGCAUCUUCUUCCUCAUCCACCUGUCCCACUGCAGGGCUGAGGUGUUCAGGAAACUGGCCAAGUUGUAG